Messenger RNA from Haliotis rubra (blacklip abalone), 1191 nucleotides. RefSeq names its product sodium- and chloride-dependent glycine transporter 1-like. NCBI's taxonomy places the organism in Eukaryota, Metazoa, Mollusca, Gastropoda, Lepetellida, Haliotidae. The transcript has 9 exons. Gene Ontology annotation, cellular component: membrane. Gene Ontology annotation, biological process: sodium ion transmembrane transport. Bases 1 to 1191 code for a protein of 396 amino acids. The record is from RefSeq and is a predicted model, not a curated record.
AUGAUCCUGGUGCCAUGUCUCCUACUCAGUCUUCUCUACAUGACCCAGGGGGGAAUGUACAUGCUUACACUGGUGGACUGGUAUGCGUUCUUCCCCUCAGUAGCAGUUUUUGGCAUGUUGGAAUGCGUUGUGGUCAGCUGGAUCUAUGAGUCGGUUAUUUGUUUUAAGACUGCAGAGAGUCAUCAAAUUAAUGUGCGGGAAGACUGUCCCAAGGGUCAUGACCUUCAGCCUGAAGUUCAUCAGCCCAGGAUUCCUUCUGCUGAAAUGGAGCACGAGAAGUGGGGUUCCCACGUGGAUUACAUGAUGACACUUCUUGGCUACUCAAUUGGAGUGGGAAGCAUGUGGAAGUUUCCAUACAUGUGUAUGAGAAACGGAGGAGGUAUGGGAAUAGGGGGCGUCCUCAUCAGCAUAUUCUACAGCACCUACUAUUCUGCUCUGUUUGCCUGGUUAAUCUACUACUUCUACCACUCCUUCUUUCCCAAUAUUCCCUGGAGUACCUGUGACAACAUAUGGAACACGCCAUCGUGUAUAUCGUACACCAAUGUCGUCGAUGACGCAGCUGCCAACGCCACAAAUGAUUCAAUUGCCAAUGCAGCGAUGUUCAUUCACAACUCUUCUGCCGUGGCUAAUAGGACCAUCGAUUUGACGGGAAUGACAGCAGCUGAAGAAUUCUGGAAGUUAAAGGUCUUACAGAUUAGCGACGGUCUGGAAGAUCUCGGUAGUAUACGGUGGCCCCUAGUUGGUUGUCUCUUUAUCACAUACAUCCUGGCGUUCGUAUGUCUAUUCCAAGGGAUAAAGGUUUCAGGAAAGGUGGUGUACGUUACCGUGGGCGUUCCUUACAUCCUUAUUGCUGUCUUCCUCAUCAGGGGCUGUCUACUUCCGGGUUCUGCUGACGGCAUAUAUUUCUUCAUUUAUCCACAUUUUGAGAGGCUGUUGGAUCCAAAGAUUUGGAUUGAGGCCUGUAAUUUUGCCCUGCUUACAGUCGGAAUUGCGUUUGGGUGUCUUCCAACUAUGGCAGGGCACAACAAAUUCAACAAUAAUUGCUUCAGGGACGCUGUGACUUUAGUGGCGGCUGUUGCUUUGACAUCCGUAUAUAUUGGUUUUGCCUUCUUCGCUAUCAUGGGUCACGUUGCCUACCAACGUGGUGUGACUGUGGAGGCAUUUCAGUCAUCAGGUAUUGAUCAUUUCUAA